Molecule: messenger RNA, 11672 nt
Organism: Spirodela intermedia
Lineage: Eukaryota; Viridiplantae; Streptophyta; Magnoliopsida; Alismatales; Araceae
Source: the annotation of a GenBank genome assembly
AUGGCUUCUCUUCGGGGGGCCGUCUGGAAGGCCCGGUCGCCGGAGGGGAACGAGAACGACUCUGAUGGAGUGCCAGAUGAUUUCACUCUCCCACCUCCGAGGGAGCCCCUCCUCUCAAUUCCUGACCCUUCCCAGAGCCCCAGGGGAGCUCCACCUGGUGAAUUGGAAGUUCCCAAGGCUGAUACCAUACAGUUGCUGACCAAGUGGAACGGGGGGACCCCUAGGUCGGCGCAGAGCACUCCCACGAAGUCUACGCCCAGGCCUCACUGCGGAAACGGAGGUUUGUGUAGUGGCAAUGGCGGUCGUUUCCCUCCGCAUUCUGGAGCUAGGGAGAGGUGGGGCUCGUCCAAGGCCGCGAGGACGAUGGUUGAGUUUAAAACUUGUCCAUCAGCUGAGGUCCGGCACUUUGAGCUUGACGAGGAUACGUCCUUCUGGAAUGAUCACAAUGUUCAGGUAUCAGCUGCGUUCUUUCUCAUGCGUAAUACAACUACCAAUUUUCUCUGUGGUUCUACGCUGUAGAUGAAUUAAUGUUUAAAUUUUUUACAUGAUCCAGGUUUUGAUACGCAUUCGACCCAUCAACAGUACGGAGAGCGCAUUGCAAGGUAAUGGGAGAUGCUUGACGCAGGAGAGCUCACAUACCUUGAAAUGGACAGGGCACCCUGAGACAAGAUUUACCUUCGAUCACGUGGCAUGUGAAACCACAUCACAGGUGAGAUUCAGUGAAGGAAGUCUCUGUCUGCCGAAAGAACGUGACUCCCCAAUUUCCUUGUCGAUUUUUAAGUCCUCUAGCACACCUGAGUUGAGGAGUCUCGAUGAACAGGAAACGCUUUUCAAUGUCGUUGGCCUACCGAUGGUGGAGAAUUGCAUGUCUGGUUAUAACAGCUGCAUGUUUGCCUACGGGCAGGUAUCGGUUUCAUCAGCCUUCGACUUUCUCUUAAUUCUCAUGGAAAUAACCAUUAACCAUUAUUUUGCAGACGGGUAGCGGCAAAACGUACACAAUGCUGGGUGACAACCUCUGUGAUGAUCGCGGAAUGACACCUCGAAUUUUUGAGUACCUUUUUGCAAGGAUAAAGGAGGUAAAUUUCCGCUUGUCUGUUUUGCCACGACCGAGUACAUUUCGAUCCCCUAACCAUUCCCCCUUUGUAAUUAAUUCAUCAGGAAGAGGAAGAGCGGAAGAAUGAGAAGCUAAAGUACGUCUGCAAGUGCUCAUACCUAGAGAUCUACAAUGAGCAGAUAACAGAUCUUCUGGAUCCUUCAUCAACUAAUCUACAAGCAAGAUCCUCCGACUUCGUAACCGUUCAAUCUCUUUUAUUUGCUUCGAGGAUCUCUGAUUGAGGUUGGUUUCAUGUUUCAGUUGAGAGAGGAUAUGAAGAAAGGUGUAUAUGUAGAAAAUCUCAAGGAACAUGAUGUUAGUACUGUGAAAGACGUAAUUGAGCUUCUGUUACAGGUGAUAGUGAGAAACUAAUUACCUCUUUGUAAUGAGAAGCUAAUAUCAUGGAAUUCUUCCAGUUACUCACUGUACCUGCAUACAUUCAGGGUACAGCAAAUCGAAAAAUGGCUGCCACAAGUAUGAACAGUGAAAGCAGUCGCUCUCACAGUGUUUUCACCUGCAGCAUUGAGAGUCAAUGGGAGAAAGAUUCUAUGGUGCAUAUUCGGUUUGGAAGGUUGAACUUAGUGGAUCUUGCUGGCUCAGAGAGGUAAAUGAAUGCACGAUUCUUAAAUCAGAACCUCAAAAAGUCGUGAUUUUCUUUUAAAGUAGGCUCAAUUUUAUCUUCUGAACCAGGCAGAAAAGCUCUGGGGCUGAGGGAGAGCGCUUGAAGGAAGCUGCAAACAUCAAUAGAUCUUUAUCUACACUGGGGUAACUUUAUCAAAUUUCUAGAUUUGUAGAAUCAAAAUCUUGGUGACAAUUGUGAUAGUUUCCUAUUUUUAUGACCCAAUGACCUUAUUACUGGUGCAAUGUACAUACACGUUCAAGAAUCAAUUAUUAACAGUUGAGGAAACUCCUCUUAAUAUCUUUCUACUUAAAAACAGCUACCCUUAGAUUAUCCUGUUUUUUUAAGAAUGCGCUGAGCAGAGGUGUUGUUAUUGGGUUUGUACGCUUUAAACUGGGCGCCUACUGAAAGUUAAAUGGCGUAGGCAAGAAGAAAUCGAGAAGAAACUUCGAUUUUAACUGAAAAGUUGAAAGUGCACUAUAAAUACAUAUUUCUCAAAGGACUCUUACUGUAGAAAAUGAUUCACAUUGGGCCACAGAAGAAACAAAAUUUGUGUACUUCAUUUUCUCACAUGUGCUCAUCUUUAAUUCAGGCUGGUAAUCAUGACUUUAGUUGACAUAGCAAAUGGAAAACAACGACAUGUUCCCUACAGAGAUUCUCGAUUGACAUUUCUUCUUCAGGUGACAAUAUCAAAUUAUUAACUGUAAAUUCUUUUUAUGAAUCCAUGCCAUCGAUGCUUUACAAACUUAUUGCUGUUUCAGGAUUCUUUGGGAGGGAAUUCUAAAACGACAAUUAUUGCAAAUGUUAGUCCAUCUAUCUGGUAUAAACUAUCCUUUCUUUUCCUUUUUUUUGGGUCCACUUCUAGGUCUGAUAUUCCGUGAUUUGAUCACAUCCUUAUUGUGCCGGGUGCUUCUGUGCAGCUCUAUGAAUGAGACGCUAAGCACUCUCAAGUUUGCUCAGCGAGCCAAGCUCAUACAAAACAAUGUACAUGUUUGAAGAAUUUUACUUAAAUUACCUUUGGUGAUGCAAUCAAUUGUCAUGGACCUUUGCUAUCCUAUUCAUUUUUUCUGAUUCUUUUUUAUUAACUUCCUAGGCUAAGGUGAAUGAAGAUGCUUCCGGUGAUGUAAUGGCUUUGCAGAGAGAGAUUCAGAGAUUAAGGGUAGGAUUUUUAUUUCCUCUUCUUUUGUUUGGUUUUGUCAUAUUUUUGAUAUAAUUAUUCAACUUCUGAUCAUACAGGAUCAGCUGAACAUUGUCAUCGAACAUCAAAAUAUUCCUAGGCUUCCAUUUGGACAAGCCAUGAUAAAUGAGCUAACUAAUGCGGUCAAGAAUCGUGAUACGAGUGAUUUUUCAGGAGAUUCCAUGACUUCAGUAGAAAACUGCCCUCCCCCAGACCACAAUGUAUCUUCGCAGCUGCAUUGAACGAAUAAUUAAUCUUAUUAGAUAGAAUGCUGGCUUAGGUUAUUUAAUAUAGUUUUGGUCUACAGAUCGAAUUCCUCAAAGCAGCAUUGGCUGAUUCCAUGAGGAGAGAGAAAACGGCUGAGGAUAGAGCAAAGAGCCUUGAAGCUGAAAGUGAACACAUGAAACUAGUGGUAAUAUUUUUGGUGAAUUUUAUUAUCUUGUCGUUGGAAAGUAUUUCGACAAAGUAUGAUGACUGUGCAUAUUUGAAACUCAUAAGAAAUUACAAGUCAACUGUUCUUUAUAACCUUAUGACGUUUUCUAUACAUUUUGGGUGAUUGGGUUUCUAUACAUCAACGGGAAAAUUAACAUGUGAAUGGAGGUUACUGGUAGAUAAGUCUCAGCAAGGGCUUGACUUUAGGACGAGACAAAUUCAGAGGCACAUGGUGUUGUAAUCAUCUGUUUCUCUCAUUUCUUUGUUUCUAGGUCCAGAAAAUGGAGGCAGAUAUUCAGCUAACGAAAUUGACGCUUCAUCUUCGUGAUGAGGCAAUUCAAAGGCUAGAAUCGCUGACAUAUGGGUGCUUGUCUUGUGAUGGGUACCACAUGGAGAAGAAUAAUGCAUCGAUUGAACAGAUCCAAUUGUUGCAAGAGAAGACGAAUAGGAAUCCAGAAUUGACUCGAUUAGGACAGGAGAAUGCAGAGCUUUUCGAGCAGUUUAGAAUGUAAGUCUUUCUAUUAUUGAAUUUUUCUCCCAAAAAGAAUAUCCUAUGUUGACAUUUCAUGGAUUUCAUUUUGGUUUUAUGAUCAGACUUGUUCAAUCAUAUUUCUGUGCGCGAAAUGCACUAUACAAAUAUUCUAGUGUGAUUUGUAGCUUAUAUCAUUCAAGACCAUCAGCGCAUACAUUUCUGCGCAAGCUGAGGGACAAUAGUUCUCUGCUCACCGGGGAAGCAAUUGCUAGUAAGCCGAGGAGAGAUAUACAUGCGGGAAACCAUGCAACUUCUGCUCUCGAAAAAUUGGGGCAUUUGUGGCUAAGUUUUAGUUUUAUUACAGAUGAGAUAAGCAAGUGAUGCAGGAUUUGAUGCUCUAAUUCUAGCUAAACUUUAUGUUCAGAUAAUUAAAAAAGGUGUCAAAUUUUCCCAGAAUUCUAGCCCUGCUGCUCAGAGGAAGAUUCGCUAGAGCAUAGGGUAUAUCGAUCUAAUUAUUUAAUCAAUCAUUGUUUCCUGACUGCCAAAUCAAUGACUAAGCUCCUGUUCUUAAUCUUGCUGUACUGGUUUUGUAAAAAAAUGGUUCACGAUUUGAUGGAAUUAACUGUAGGCUGAAAAUUUGACAAGUUUAUUCUUGAAAUUGUCAGUUCAGGCCAAAGAAAUCAGCAAAUUACUUGGUUAAUCUUAUAACUGAUCCUCAAACACAAUGAAUUGACGGGAAUGAGGAACUCGAAAUCUCUAACCUUCGCAAGUAAAUUACACAUCUUUUCAGUCAAUCAUUUGAAGAAUUUGAACAGAGAUAUUCUCCUUUAGAUUGCAUUCAUUUUUCUAUUCUCAAAACCUUAAGCUGGGUAAAUCCUUCAUACCAAUACUAACAUAUUCAUGUCCACUGUCUACAGGAAAGUUAAUGAGUUGAAUGAUCAACUUGAACCUCUGUCGUCAACUCGACAGUCCAUGGAUCAAGAUGUGAGUGAUUUUUCACCCACUUGGGUCUUGUCACAAUUAUGCCUACAAGCACUGUAUUGACUUCUGCUUCUGCUUCAGGUUACGAAUGAUUUGUGCAGGGAGAGCCGAAGGAGAGCAGAAACAGGACCUUUACCUGUGAGAAUAUACGUUUAGCUGACUCAUUCCCACUGUCUCUUUGAUAUUUUAUGCCAGACGCAAAACACUUGCUUCUGAGACCGAGUUUCUUUCUUCUUCAUCAGCCUGUCUUUUUGCCUCAAUCAUCAUAUGAGAUCAUAGUUCUGAUUAUUAGAUCAUAUCUGAUUAAAUACCAAUUCUGCAGGAUGAGGUGAACGUGGCUGUCAAUAGUGUUGGGGAUGGGAUGGCGUCCUUCAUGAGGAUGGAUAAAAUUAUCAAUCAUCGAUACAAAGAUGAUGUUCCACAGUCUGGGAGCACGACGAUGUCAUUGAUACAUGCAAAAUUAGAAAAUGUUCAAAGGGAACUGAUGGAGGCCAGGAGAUUGAAUACACAACUUCAGAGAGAGAAUUCUUCAGAAUCAUGCCAAUCUUAUGAAAUGGAACGAAUUGGAGAACAAAUUGAGGUGGAGAUAGCGAUAAUGAUUUCAAACCUGCAUAAAGAACUAGCUGUGCUCCAGAAAGAAGUUUCUUCACAACAAGCUACUGAUUUUUUGGAUGAAAAUCCUUUAACAAUCUUGACAAGGGAAAACCAGGAACUUAAGGAAAGGUCAUGCAAGGCUACUAAUGCAAUUGCUGAACUGAAGGAUAUUAUUGAUACAAAAGAUGCACGCAUUAAUGUAAUGGCCGAAGAAUGGGAGAAGGCAGUCAUUGAUCUAACUAGCUUCCUUUUAGAUGGUUGCCAGUCACUUGAAGAUGCUUCUGGUCAGAUUAAUAGUAUACUUGAUUCGUUUCCCCACAGUAAAACAUGGAUCAGUGAUCAUGUUGAACGAGCUAUGAAAAUCUUCAUAGAAAAGGAAAGGUUAAUAGUGGACCUGAAGAAAAAUUUAGAGGAGGCACAAAAGAUGAGUUUAGAGAUGACUUCUAAAUUGAAUGCCCUAAGAGGGGCAAUGCUGGCCAUGACCGAAGUCCAUGAAUUCGAGCAUAAUGAAACAACCAAGGAAGUACUCUACUUGCAGGCAAUAUUGAAUGAGAAAAUGCUCAAGAUCCACGAAUUACAGGAUAAUGUAGAGUAUGCUGAUGACCAUAUUAUCAAAGAAGGAAAACAAGAUGAUGCUGCUUUUAUGGGAAUAGAAAAGUCGAAUGAAAUGGUGAAUACAAAGCAUGCAAGGGUGAAUAAGCUGCUGGUUAAUGGAGCUGAGAUGGACUUCCCCCAAUAUCAGCCAAGCCAAGGAAAAGAUUGUGAUCCUGUAAGUACUAAAUUCCAAACCUCUUUUGGGCAUAAUGAGAAGAAACAAACAGAAGAUUUAGCUUCUGGGUCGAAACUGUUGCUUUCCAUGGAGAGUAAUGGGUUUGUUGCUGAAGAAUCACAGUUUGAUGCGAAUGUUUCAUUGCUAAAAGAAAUUCAGGCUCAAGUUGAAACAUCAAUGCUGCAGACUUUAGAUUCUGACAGCGAAUUAUUCACUUUGUUUCGAGAUACUCAGAGUUACCUUUCCUCCUUAAUGUCGGACAUCAAUGACACUUACUCUGAGGCCAAAUAUUUUUUCCAACAAUCGAUUGCAGAGUUGCUUCACACAAAAAAGCACAUAAUACAGUUGAGUAUGCAUAACCCUGUAUGUAUUGUUGGAACUUCAGUACUUGAAGAUAAGCGUAGGAGCCAGAGUGGUCCGUAUUCAACGAUUCAGCUUAUCAAAAAUAACCUUUCCGAUGCUAAUGGAAAGUUAAGAACCCUCAAGGUAGACGUUCUGGAUCUGUUAAGUAUGUGUAGGAAUACUACAGAAUAUGAAAACUUAACCAAAAAAGGUUCAACCAUUGUUCUGAGGGAUGAAGAAAAUUUGAUGCUGAAUGAGGCAGAUAUACUACAUCUAAGGGAGGAACUGGAGCUUUCUUUUGACAGUAUAAUAAAAAUACACAAUCAAUUUAGUAACCUUCUUGAUGACACAAAGGAUACUAAGAAUUCUUCCAAGACACAAUUUUCAGAUGAAUUUAUUCAUGUUGGCGCUGGUGAUCCAUCUCUAAAUUUAUUCAAUCAGAUGAAUACAGAGAUCUCUUGUCACAAGCUUCAAAUUUUGGAGCGACAGAUUGAGAAAAUGGAUGCAAGCUACUCAAGAACCAGUGAGGUAAGCUUUGUACUUUUAUUUGAACGUUAAACAUGUUUCUAUGGCAUUUUUAUCAACCAAAAUUGGCAACUAGGAUGAGCGAUAAUCUUGUUUCUAACAUCUUUGACUCUUUGGAUAGAUACUGGACAAAGAGGUCAAUGAUGGUCGGGAGUUUGAAGACGAGCAAACAGAGCAAACUGCAAGCUUAUUAGGAAAAUUUGAGGAAGCACAUGAAACGAUGAAAGAGGCUGAUCUUAUGCUGAAAAAGCUAUUAGCAGCAAAUGAAAAUGCGUGCCUUGAGGCAGACAGAUGGAAGCAAACAAGUGAAAAGAUGCAGAUAGAAAGAGACUCAUUGGCUACAGAAGUGGAACGAAUGAGAGAAAUUAUUGUCGCUGAUGUGGAACAGGAAAAAUUCCUAAGAGACCAGAUUAACGCUGCUAUCAUAGAAAUGCCAAUUCUAAUGGCUGCAUUUCAAGAAAAUUUUCAAACGAUAGAGGAUUAUACAAUCUCAGAACUGAAUGAAAUGCAUUCCACUGUUUUGUCAUCUCUGAAGGAAAUGCAGGAGUGCAUAGAGACCUCGAAAGCAUGGCUUAAAUCCCUUUCUUCUGAGAUAAUACGUAAAGCUUUACCAUUAUCUUUCCCUAAUUUGCAACACCAAGGGUCCUUGGACGAAGUUGCUAGCCUUGAACUAGUCCACAAUCUUGAUGAUUCUUCCCGUGGAGAUUCCAGGACUGUACCCAGAGAUAGAGGAAAUGGCUCCCUGCAUGUCAGGAAUGGCUUAGGAUCUAUGAAGGAAGACGUGGAAGGAAUUGAGCAACAUGAAAAAGGGGCAUUGUCUGGUUUAGGUGUACCCCAGGAGUUGCUGAACUUUUCCCCGGAAUCUCAUGCUGACUUUUUUAUUAAUGCAGAUUCCACAUGCUGCGAGAGUCCAAUUGCUCUUAAUGCCCUAAAAUGUCCUCUACUUGCACAGCUAGAGACGGAAAAAACAGACAUAAUUGGUGAUCUGAAAUUUUCUGAGGGGCACAUUGUAGAUCUAAUUGAAGAAAAUGAUAGUGUAACUCAUACUUUGUCACUUUCGCAAGAACCAGAUCAGAACGAUGUACUCUUCAGAAAUGAACCCUAUGGGCAUGGACUAGGUUCUGUUGCUCUAGAGAACGUCAUCAAAGAUAGUAUGAAAGAGUCAACUGGUUCUCUGGGACAGGCUCAGUAUGAGCUAGCUAUCAAGAUUGCUGAAGUUGAUGCAAUGCUUUGCCGCAAGAGAGAAAUUUUAUCUCCGGUGACAGAUACCAAAGCUGCACUUGCUAGCUCAAGAUCAAAACCUAUGGAAAGCAAAGAUCUAUCGACUGCAUUCUUAAAAGAAAAGAGCAACCUAAAUGGCCAGUUGGAGAAGAUGGAUGCUGAAAGGCGGUUGAAAGACCAAGAAAGGAUCAUUGAAAGCUUGGAGAAAGAAAUAUGCCGGGUGAAUGCCUCACUAGAAAAGAGAGGAUUUUUUUCAGUACAAGAAAUUUUGCAGGAACUGAGAUUGGUCUGUGAUGAGAGGGAUCGGCUCCAGGAUGAUAUUCUUCACCUGACUGAAAAGCUCGAGAUGGCACGUGCCAUGGCUGAUGAAAAUGAAGCAGUUGCAGUUGAAGCUCGUCAAGUAUGUACCCAAACUGGCGACCAGCUUUUCUUCCAUUUGAAAUGGGGUGGUUUUGACAUGCCUGAACCAAAUCUUGCGUUCUUUCAGGGUGCGGAGGCAAGUAGAAUCUAUGCUGAAGAGAAGGAAGAGGAGGUCAGAGUCCUUGAAAGCUCAGUUGCAGAGCUCGAGGGAACCAUAGAUGCGCUAGAGAAAAAGGUAACUCCUGGAAUUUCCUGUGCAUCAUUCUUCUCCAUUGAUUGACGUGCAUGUGAUCAAUUCCCUUUUCUGGAUAUGACCAUUUUCUGAAUUCAGGUGUUCGACAUGGCGGAAGAGGUAGAACGGUACCAGCUGAUGAGGGAAGAACAAGAGCAGGGGCUUCAGACUCUCAGGAAAAGAGUGUUGACCAGAACGCCUGGUGAAAGCUUUGGGACAGAUGACUCUGAUGUUGGAGCUCACCAUGUACCAAGGUCAAAUCCGCUUGUUCCACUGUAAUCUUCGAACAAGGCUGCACAGUCUUUUAUCUGCCAGCUACUAAGUCAACCAUUUUCCCCUGUAGGCAAUUUGAAGCCAUGUUUCUAGAGCUUUACGACUCAAAAAAGAAAAUAGAGGAUCUUGAAAAGGAAAGAGCUCGACAAGCUGAAGAGGUAUCUACUUGCCCCACCCCCCUCCCCUUCCCCCGGCUUGCAUAUUACUAAUAAACACUAUCGAUUAACCAAUUCCAAUUUUAUAAGAUUGAACGAUUUGAAGAGCACAUCUCCGAGCUUAUUUUGCACUCCGAGGCCCAAUCAUCACAUUACCACCAAAAGGUAGUAAAGGAGGAUCUAUAUGCAUAUAACCCCAUACUGGUCUGAGUUUGGUUAUGAUUAAUGCCAUCCUUUUGAUAUCUGGAACAGUUCCAGAUGCUGGAAGCAAUGGUGUCUGAAGCCAAGAUGAAUCCGUCAUUAUCGAACCAUGCAUCUUCAUUGACAAAUAAAAUAGAUAAGACUUCUGUCAGACCAAGAGGUUCUGUGUCACCAUUCAAAUGUAUCUCAAGUGUGGUUCAGCAGAUGAAUUCAGAGAAAGAUAAGGAACUUUCUCUGGCCAAGCUUCGAAUUGAAGAGUUGCAAGCACUGGCUGCCAAUCGCCAGAAACAGGUGAUACAUCUUCGCCGAUUUGAGUCUCACAGACAUCUCUUCCCUUUUUUGAUAGAAAAUACAAGAAAAUAUUGUAUUUCGUUUAUUUCUGGCAUCGUACUAGUUUUUGCUGUGCUCAGUGUAGAAUUAAGUCACCUGAAUUUCUAAUAAAAGUCGCUCGUUUUACAUCAACGUGGCUUCGUUUUCUACUAUUUUUGUAUUUCCUUUUCCAUUUAACAAGAACAAGGGUUCCAUAAUUAUUUCCUUUAUGGGUAAAAAUGAAAGAAUAAUUGUGAUGAGUUAUUACUGGCAUGAUAUUAGCCAUAGCUGUGUGGGCAGACAUUUUUUCUCGAAUUUUAUAAUAAAAAUUGCUCUUCUUUUGAAUGAAUAUGCCCUCGCCAUCUAUUCUUGUUGCACUUCAUCCCCAUAACCCUUUUGAAUCUAAAAAUAAAUAAAUCUCCCUCCUGGGAAAUCUAUCACUCUGUGAUAACGUAACCCUUUUGAAUGAACAUGCCUCUCAGGUGUGCAUGCUCUCUGCAAGGUUAGCAGCGGUGGACAACAUGACACAUGAUGUGAUCAGGGACCUCCUGGAGGUGAAAUUGGACAUGACGAGCUAUGCUGUAAGCUUCAGAUGGAAGCUAACUCACCGUGGAUUCCAUUUUUGUUCCAAAUUUCAUCAAUUUUUUUUUAAUGGUUUCUUUUUUUUUUGGUUGGACAUAGAAUUUGAUAGAAAUGGAGCAACUGAAAAACUCACCGGGGGAUGAUCGGCAAGAAGAUCAUGUAAAUAAGGAGAAGGUUAGGGUCUUGAGAUGACUGGUUUAUUUUGCCUUUUUAUAUGCCGGGACUAACAGGUAUUCUCUCAAAUCAGGAUGAUGAAAUUCUAAGACUGAAGGGGAAGAUUAAUGACUUAAUUGAAGAAAAAGACAGGUACGACUUCUACCUAGAAUGUUAGAUGCUUACAAAAUAUGAUCCAUCAGAACAUCUGAGGAAAAAUAGGGUGCACAGGGGCAUCUUUCUGGGAAAAAAAAUGAUCUCAAAUGGUUUUUUAAUGUGAUUUAUGGGGGCCUGAAGUUAAAUUUAUGAAGAUUUAUGAAUAACUGAAACUAAAUAUUUCUGGAGAAUUAUGAUUUCAAACAGUUGCUUAAUAUGAUCUGAGAAAACAUCAUAUGCAAGAAUUUACGAAGAACUGAGGUUAUUUUCUGGCAAGGUAUACCAGACACUGCAUUAUUUUCCGGGCAAAAAAGAAAAAAAUGGUUCAAACAGUUGCUAAAUGUGAUUCAUCGUGCCUGAAGUUGAAUUUCCUUUGGUAGGUGGAUUGAAGAAAUGAAGGCAGAUAUUCUAGCAACCCAAGCAAAACUCGAGAAGCUACAACACCGGUAUCAAGUGCUCACAGCACAAAAUGAGAUGCUGAAGGUCUGCUCUCCCUGUGAACGAUCUUUGAUUCCAGCCACAGUGCUUUACUUUUGGGGAGAGAGAGAGAGAGAGAGAGAGAGAGAGAGAGAGAGAGAGAGAGAGAGAGAGAGAAGAGAGAGAGAGUCUUAUGAUCUUUGUCUGUGGACGGUUUAUUCAUGCUCUCUAUUCGUCUUCCCUACAGAUGGACAAGAGAAACCUCACCAGGAGGAUCGCCGAGCAGGAUGAGAUCAUGAAGCAGCUUGUCGGUCCAAAAAGCUUCCAAGAAUUGAUACAAAGCCCCCCAAAUGACAAGGUACCAUCAUUUUUCUAGAGAGAUAAAACGCAGGCAAAAAUAGAAAAAAAAAUCUCUUAAUUUUUCUCUCUGAUGAUGCCCCACCUUAGCAGCAGGAGAGCAGCCCCUCAAGCUACAGGACCAAUGAUCUUGCUCGGAGGCUCGCCAAGUCCGACAAGCUCCUUCUUCAUCGCACAAGAACAUCUAAACCUGAUGAUGAAGGCUCCGAUCGCCGACGACGACCAAAGAGAGAAGAUUACCAUCCCAGAUGA